CAGCCCCCGCCCCUCCUCCCGGCGUCAGCCCGCCAGAGGCCGCGCGGGGCCCGGGCUUCGGCCGAUCAGCCCGGGAGGCCCCGCCGCGCCCCCUUGGCCCGCGCGCCCGUGGUCACAGUGGAAGAGGCGCCCGCGCUGCGCUGCCCAGAGGAGCCGUCGCGCGCCCGCUUCCUGUUCGGCUGGUUCCUGCCAGCUCGAGGACAAAACACGCGUGCGCGCGGCGGGCGAGCGCGCUCGCCGCCUCAGUCGCCGGCGCCGGGCGCAGUCCGCCUUUUUCCGGAGCAGCCUGGCCGCGGUGCUAGUCGGUAGCAGCGGCCGCCGCAGCGGCUCCGCACUGGCGAACCGAGGGCAGAAAAAGGCGGGGUUGACGGCUUUUUGGUAGGAGUGGGCUGGACCGGACGCCAGAGACAAAGGCUCCCAAGGCAAGAGGGACUGUGGCCCUGCGUCGGCUCUGCUCGGGACUGCUGACCCCAGGAAUUUACGCCCCUUCGUUUUUCUCUUCUGAUUCUUCUCUUCUCCCAAGCCCGCGUCCCCUCACGCGUGGCCUCUCUCCUUGCCGGGAGGGCCGCGAUGGAGGUCCCGCCCAGGCUUUCCCAUGUGCCGCCGCCAUUGUUCCCCUCCGCUCCCGCUACUUUAGCCUCUCGCAGCCUCUCCCAUUGGCGGCCGCGGCCGCCGCGGCAGCUAGCCCCGCUCCUCCCUUCGCUCGCUCCCAGCUCCGCCCGGCAGGGGGCGCGCCGGGCCCAGCGCCACGUCACCGCCCAGCAGCCCUCCCGAUUGGCGGGCGGGGCGGCUAUAAAGGGAGGGCGCAGGCGGCGCCCGGAUCUCUUCCGCCGCCAUUUUAAAUCCAGCUCCAUACAACGCUCCGCCGCCGCUGCUGCCGCGACCCGGACUGCGCGCCAGCACCCCCCUGCCGACAGCUCCGUCACUAUGGAGGAUAUGAACGAGUACAGCAAUAUAGAGGAAUUCGCAGAGGGAUCCAAGAUCAACGCGAGCAAGAAUCAGCAGGAUGACGGUAAAAUGUUUAUUGGAGGCUUGAGCUGGGAUACAAGUAAAAAAGAUCUGACAGAGUACUUGUCUCGAUUUGGGGAAGUUGUAGACUGCACAAUUAAAACAGAUCCAGUCACUGGGAGAUCAAGAGGAUUUGGAUUUGUGCUUUUCAAAGAUGCUGCUAGUGUUGAUAAGGUUUUGGAACUGAAAGAACACAAACUGGAUGGCAAAUUGAUAGAUCCCAAAAGGGCCAAAGCUUUAAAAGGGAAAGAACCUCCCAAAAAGGUUUUUGUGGGUGGAUUGAGCCCGGAUACUUCUGAAGAACAAAUUAAAGAAUAUUUUGGAGCCUUUGGAGAGAUUGAAAAUAUUGAACUUCCCAUGGAUACAAAAACAAAUGAAAGAAGAGGAUUUUGUUUUAUCACAUAUACCGAUGAAGAGCCAGUAAAAAAAUUGUUAGAAAGCAGAUACCAUCAAAUUGGUUCUGGGAAGUGUGAAAUCAAAGUUGCACAACCCAAAGAGGUAUAUAGGCAGCAACAGCAACAACAAAAAGGUGGAAGAGGUGCUGCAGCUGGUGGACGAGGUGGUACGAGGGGUCGUGGCCGAGGUCAGGGCCAAAACUGGAACCAAGGAUUUAAUAACUAUUAUGAUCAAGGAUAUGGAAAUUACAAUAGUGCCUAUGGUGGUGAUCAAAACUAUAGUGGCUAUGGCGGAUAUGAUUAUACUGGGUAUAACUAUGGGAACUAUGGAUAUGGACAGGGAUAUGCAGACUACAGUGGCCAACAGAGCACUUAUGGCAAGGCAUCUCGAGGGGGUGGCAAUCACCAAAACAAUUACCAGCCAUACUAAAGGAGAACAUUGGAGAAAACAGCGGGAACUUCAUUGCAGGCCGUGUGUCACCCUGACCACGUCUAUCUCUGGGGGUCGCACGUUGCGGGCAGAGCGCAAGGCAUACACCAGAAAACGCUGUCCUGUGGUAUGGUCUCUUCCAACUUCAUGUACCAGCGUAAAGAUUAAAGUGGAAAACUUCAGACUUUGGCUUCUUUUUUAAUCUUUUUGGAGAUUAAGUGUCUAAACUUAACUUAAAUGGUUUUUUACAGGAGUUAAAGUACAUAAAUGCCUUUUUACAGCUUAAUCAUUUUGGUCUUCUGUUUAGUGUUGUAUUUCAAUUGUGGAGCCUCAUUUUAAGUGUUCAUUCUUUUAAGAUUUAAUGCUUGCUUUUUCUUUUUAUAGCUAAUAGUGAAAUCUACAAACCAAAACAAGAACUUUUAAAUCUGGGAUAUAAAUUAAAGAUCAUAUGCACAGAUCAAUUUAUGUUCUUGUAAUAAACUUAUUAGAAAUUGGUGUUUGUGAUAGCAUUUUACUUGGGUUACUAGAGAUGCUUCUAGUAGACCUUAAUCUAGCAUAGUUGAACCUCUGAAUAUGGGAAGGUUGUAUUCCCAGAUUCUUUCCUGAAUAGAUUUGAAUUUAAUGUCAUUUGGGAACUCCAGGGUGAGUUUAUUGACUACCCAAACUGUAUUUUACCAAUAAAUAUGCAUAUGAUCUUUAAUUAUUGAAGAAAAUAAAGUGAGGACUUAAAACAAUUCAUGAAAGUGGACCUUUAAAAGCUUGUCAGAGUUGCACAAAUCUAACUGGUAUUUUGUUUUUGUUUUUAGGAGGAGAUGUUAAAGUAACCCAUCUUGCAGGACGACAUUGAAGAUUGGUCUUCUGUUGAUCUAAGAUGAUUAUUUUGUAAAAGACUUUCUAGUGUACAAGACACCAUUGUGUCCAACUGUAUAUAGCUGCCAAUUAGUUUUCUUUGUUUUUACUUUGUCCUUUGCUAUCUGUGUUAUGACUCAAUGUGGAUUUGUUUAUACACAUUUUAUUUGUAUCAUUUCAUGUUAAACCUCAAAUAAAUGCUUCCUUAUGUGA
Pan troglodytes (chimpanzee) is the source of this 2895-nucleotide messenger RNA. RefSeq names its product heterogeneous nuclear ribonucleoprotein D like (gene HNRNPDL). Gene Ontology annotation, biological process: regulation of gene expression. The record is from RefSeq and is a predicted model, not a curated record. Bases 571 to 1833 code for a protein of 420 amino acids. Gene Ontology annotation, cellular component: nucleoplasm; chromatin. Gene Ontology annotation, molecular function: poly(A) binding; poly(G) binding. Lineage: Eukaryota; Metazoa; Chordata; Mammalia; Primates; Hominidae. The transcript is spliced from 8 exons.